AUGGUGCGCGGCGGCCAAGGACAAGGAGGAGGAGGGGUGGAGGAGAGGGAGGUGGUGAACGUGGACCAGGACGGGAGGGAGGAGGAGGUGCGGCGGGCGCUGCCGAUGAUGCCCGUCAGGGUGCUGCUCGCCGAGGGCGACGACUCCACGCGCCACGUCAUCUCCGCGCUGCUCCGCAAGUGCGGCUACCACGUUUCUGCAGCUUCUGAUGGUGUCAAGGCCUGGGAAUUACUAAAGGAAAAAUCGUUCAAAAUAGAUCUUGUCCUCACUGAAGUUGAACUUCCUUUGAUGUCUGGGUUCCUCCUACUCUCCACCAUCAUGGAACAUGACGCGUGCAAGAAUAUCCCUGUCAUAAUGAUGUCUUCGAAUGAUGCAGUUAGCAUGGUUUUCAAAUGCAUGCUGAAGGGCGCAGCCGAUUUUCUUGUCAAGCCGAUACGAAAGAACGAGUUACGGAACUUGUGGCAACACGUUUGGAGAAAACAACUUGCAAAUGGUGAGAUCGAUGUGCAGCAGAUACAACAAGAAGAGAAUGUCGCAGAACAGCAUGGGCAAAAGACUGAAGUGACAAAAGAUGAACAUCCAACUCAAAAUGUGGUCCGUAAAAAUAGAGAAUGCAGUGAACAAGAAAGUGACGCUCAAAGUUCUUGCACAAGAUCAGAACCAGAAGCUGAGAGCAAGCACACCAACAGUUUCUUGGAGUUUAAGCAGAUAACAGAAAGGCAAUCAUCUACUGACCCCAAAAACGCUGUGGAAAAUAGAGACCCUGAAAACCCUAGUGAUAAUAAGCGCAAGAAAGCCUCGACAGGUAUCGAGGUAGUCCAUAUAAUUGAUGAUGAACCGAAGCCUAGCACACCGAUGGAGGUGGAUAUUGUGAGAACAAACUCUCAAGGAAACGGCGAUAAGUGGUUCUCCAUCCCAGCUCAUCAGUUGGAGCUUUCUCUCAGAAGAUCUGACUAUGGCAGAACAGAGGACCAAGAGAAAAAUGAUACGAGAACCCUGAACCACUCAACUUCAUCUGCCUUUUCAUUGUACAACUGUAGGCCUAUAUCCUCUUUUGGUAACGCUGGUGAUGCUCAGCCAUGCAGCACCUCAGCAACACACGCAGAUCUGGAAAACAAAAAUGGAGAUUCGGCAGCUCCCUUUCAAGACAAGGCCGACCCAAUCUGCCAUCCUAUCAGAGUUGUAGCACUUCCUGUUCCAGUUGGAGGCCUCACGUUUGACGGGCAGCCAUUCUGGAGUGGUGCACCUGUGGCACCCCUUCUCUAUCCACAGUCAGGUCCUCCUAUUUGGAAUAGCAGAACUCCAGUGUCGCAAGAGGUGGACACGCAAGCAACUUCAUCGCAGCAGAAUGAUCUGGCAGAGAUGGACUGUCAGCAGACUGAAAGCACACAGCGACAAGAAGUGCUACCUCCACCGACUGCAAAUGAAAAGCAUCUGCACGUUGAAAUCCCCUCAGACAGCAACCCUCAGCAGGUUUCACCCAUGGCUGGCGAAAGCGGAAGCGGAAGUAGUACUGUGUUGAACAACUCUUUGAACAACUCUGGCAAUGCUCUCAGUGGCAGUGCCUGUGGAAGCUCUUCCAACCGGAUCGCCACUCCUACUGAACAGUGUAACGCAUCUGACAGUGCUACUGAAAAUCCUAGCAUGGAGGGCUCGCAUCAGCUGAGCCAACGUGAGAUUGCACUGAACAAGUUUCGCCUCAAGAGGAAAGAACGGUGCUUCGAGAAGAAGGUAGGCACAAGAACUAAUCUUACCUACUUGGAGGAGCUGGGGUUUACAUUCUUUUCCAUUAUUGCGCAGGUGCGGUACCAGAGCAGGAAACUACUUGCAGAGCAGCGUCCCCGGGUGAAGGGUCAGUUUGUUCGGCAAGAUCCGAACAUCCAAGCAAGCUAG
Messenger RNA from Triticum turgidum subsp. durum (durum wheat), 1893 nucleotides. The record is from the annotation of a GenBank genome assembly. NCBI's taxonomy places the organism in Eukaryota, Viridiplantae, Streptophyta, Magnoliopsida, Poales, Poaceae.